AUGGGCAAAGACUACUACGCUAUUCUCGGUAUCUCUAGAGAUGCAGACGACGAUACUAUCAAAAAAGCCUAUCGUAAAUUAGCUUUGAAAUGGCAUCCUGAUAGAAACAAGGACAAGUCAGAUGUCGCUAACGCCAAAUUUCAAGAGAUUGGUGAAGCCUACGAAGUAUUGAGUGAUAAAAACAAGCGCGCUAUCUUUGAUCAAUAUGGUGAAGAAGGCCUCAAAGGACGCGGUCCUGCUCCCGAGGAAGGCGGUGCUGGAGGUUUCCCUGGUGGUGGUGCUGGGGGUUUCCCUGGUGGUGGCAGUUUCCGUUUCACGUCAAGUGGCCCAGGCGGUGCUAGCGGCGGUUUCCAUCCUUCUGAUGCCGAUGAUAUCUUUAAACACUUCUUUGCUUCCUUUGGUGGAGGAGGAGGAGGUAUGGGAGGAAUGGGUGGCAUGGGUGGCAUGGGUGGAGGAGAUGGCAUGCCCAGUGGUUUCUCAUUCAGCAGCAGUGGCGGCGGUAUGCCUGGCGGUAUGCCUGGUGGCAUGGGCGGCGGCGGUCGUCGUGGUUUCAGACAAGCUCAACAAUACGAAGAUGAAAAACCUCCUGCUAUCAAGCGUCCCUUCCCUAUCUCUCUCGAGGAUCUCUACAAGGGUGCAGUUAAACGUUUAAAGGUUACUCGUAAAUUGCGUGAUGGUGCCACUGGUCGUCCUGUUUCCACAGACAAAAUUUUGACCAUCAACGUGAAGCCUGGAUGGAAGGCUGGUACCAAGAUUAGAUUCCCUGGCGAAGGUGACGAACUCGAAAAUGGUCAAACCCAAGACAUUGAAUUCAUUGUUGAAGAGAAACCUCACAGUGUAUUCAAGCGUGAAGGCGAUAACCUCCGUAUCACUAUUACAUUGACAUUGGUGGAGGCUUUAACUGGAUUCCACAAGACUAUUAAGACGCUCGAUGACCGCACCUUAAGUGUCAACAAUACCAAAUCUGUUAUUCAUUCUGGCCAAGAAUCUCGUGUUCCUAAUGAGGGUAUGCCAAACUCAAAGACUGGCAGAAAGGGCGAUUUGCUCAUUACUUACGAUGUCAAGUUCCCUACCUCUUUGACAGACAGCCAAAAGGAAGCUGUCAAGAAGGCCCUCUCUUGA
Molecule: messenger RNA, 1122 nt
Organism: Mucor velutinosus
Lineage: Eukaryota; Fungi; Mucoromycota; Mucoromycetes; Mucorales; Mucoraceae
Exons: 2
Coding region: 1-1122 (373 amino acids)
Biological process (GO): translational initiation
Cellular component (GO): cytosol
Molecular function (GO): protein-folding chaperone binding
Source: RefSeq, a predicted model, not a curated record